Molecule: messenger RNA, 578 nt
Organism: Phyllostomus discolor (pale spear-nosed bat)
Lineage: Eukaryota; Metazoa; Chordata; Mammalia; Chiroptera; Phyllostomidae
Product: nucleophosmin-like
Exons: 5
Coding region: 114-578 (154 amino acids)
Biological process (GO): ribosomal small subunit export from nucleus; ribosomal small subunit biogenesis; ribosomal large subunit biogenesis
Cellular component (GO): nucleoplasm; ribonucleoprotein complex; centrosome
Molecular function (GO): RNA binding; chromatin binding; histone binding
Source: RefSeq, a predicted model, not a curated record
UAUAUAGACGUGCCAAGAGAGCCCGCUCAUUCUUUUGUGUGAUUUCCUUGUGUGUGGGUGUUCUGAGGAGCGGACGUCGUUUACGUCGGUCCGCCUUCUCUCUCACUUAUACCAUGGAAGGUUCUAUGGACGUCGUCAUGAGCCCUCUGAGGCACCAGAACUAUCUUUUCGGUUGUGAACUCCAGGCUGAUAAAGAUUAUCACUUUAAGGUGGAUAAUGAUGAAAAUGAGCACCAAUUAUGUUUACAAACGGUCAGUUUAGGGGCUGAUGCAAAGGAUGAAUUGCACAUUGUUGAAGUAGAGGCAAUGAAUUAUGAAGGCAAUUCAAUUAAAAUAACACUGGCAACUUUGAAAAUGUCUGUACAACCAACGGUUUCCCUUGGCGGCUUUGAAGUAACACCACCUGUGGUCUUACGUUUGAAGUGUGGUUCAGGGCCUGUGCAUAUUAGUGGACAGCACUUAGUAGCUACGGAGGAAGAUGCAGAGUCAGAAGAGGAAGAGGAGGAGGAUGUGAAACUCUUAAGUGUGUCUGAGAAGCGUUCUGCCCCUGCAAGUGGUAGCAAGGUUCCACAGGUAUAG